Molecule: messenger RNA, 240 nt
Organism: Perkinsus marinus ATCC 50983
Lineage: Eukaryota; Perkinsozoa; Perkinsida; Perkinsidae
Exons: 2
Coding region: 1-240 (79 amino acids)
Source: RefSeq, a predicted model, not a curated record
AUGGGAUACGGCAAAUCUGAUGCUAGGAAGGAGCGCCACAGCGGUAAUCCGAAGUCUUCGGUUAAUGCUGAUGCUGCUCAGAAGAAGGAUGGAGCUGGUGGCAAGUAUACAUGGGGCACAGCUGGUGAUCCACCAGCCGAUGCUGCUAUGGAUAAGGGUGAUCCUAAUUAUGAUUCUGAAGAAGAAGAACAUCAACAGAAAGGUCAUCAUCAAGAGGUCGCCUCCUCCUCCUCUAAGUAG